AUGGCGGCUCGUCACCGUCGAAUCCGCUCUGAGGAGUUUGUCAUCGCCGCGUUUUCCGCUGCCGACGCGACCGACGAGUUGCAAGGCCCCCCUGUAACGAACGCCGUCGCGUAUCGCGGCGCGCCAGAGGCAAUUAAAGCCAGCGGCUCGAGAGGCAAGCAGCCCCCGCAAGCGCAUCCCCCGCGUAGUAAACCGCAAGAAUGGCCGCUCGCUGCGGGAGCUGGACCGACCGGUCGAAGCAACCGGCCAGCGACGGCUAGCAGUGAGCAGACUGACGGUCCGGCAGGUUGGAGCCCAGUUCCCAAACACGCGAUCCCGGAGGGGAACAAGACGAGACGUGAGGGGGAGGGGCCUGGAAUAAUCGGCGCGUUUAAGCACGGGCAUAGGCGGAGCCAAAGCGGCGGACCAGGAGGCGUCGUGGGAGGGGGCGGCAUAGCAGGAGAGAACCGCCGGCAAGUCAGUCCCCAACCGCGACCGUCAGCCGUCAGCAAUCAUUCUGACGGUCCGUCAGGAAGGCCGGGCAGCGCACCACGGAACGCCAGCCCCGAGGAGAAAGGCCGGCGCGAAGGGGCGAUUGUGGGCGCGGGUGGGGGGGACGCAAGCGGAACGGGCAGAGCAGUAGGGCCGCGGAGCGGCGUGAGAAGGGGGGGGCGGAAGGUUUCCGCCAUGGGGAAUAUCGAGGGGAGCGUGGGGGAGAAAAGGGGCGGGAGUUACGGGGAGAGAUCGCGGGGUGGCGUAAGAAGCCCCGCUGACGAUGAGUACGACGGGGAGGCGGAGGAUGUGCAGGGGAGGCGGGUGCGCAGCAGCGGAGGGGGAGCAGUUGGGGGAGCAGGAGGGGGAACAAGUGGGGAAUACGGCGGGGGAGUGGCGCAGCAGGCGGAGCGACAGGGGGAGCAGCAGGGGGACGGGGGGUGUCCGCCUAUGGGAGCCCCUUGCGCAGCAGGCAAGGGGGGCAAAUAUCUUCCCAAGGCGCGCAGAGGGGCUCCGCAGCAGGCGCAGGGGGGUAUGCGGGGGGAAUGGGGGGAGGGGGAGCUGCGCCUUCAGGAGGGCACUCUCCCCGGUACCUUAGCUGCGCAGGAGGAUCGGGACCAAGCCAAGCUGGCCGAAAUCCAGAGCAUGUUUGCCAAUUGGAAUCACGGAACGCCGAUCCCGUCCCCCAAAGCUGGAGCCUCGGCUCGGGCCGAAGCUGGCUUCCCGCUUCGGACGCCCCAGCCUAGCGACUACUACCGAAUCGACGGGGGGGAAACGGAGGGGGGAGAGGGGAUGGGCGAGGAGGAAUCUGCAGCAGAGGAGCUAGGGCCGACUCGUGCGAAUGUGCUGGGAGAGCCUUAUUCGGAUAUCAGGAAGAAGUACAAACUAGCUGAGAAGGAGCUAGGGCGGGGGAACUUUGGAGUGAUCCACGUGGGGGAGAAUUUGCAGACUGGGGAGCAAUUUGCAUGCAAGAGCAUCACCAAGGCUAAAUUCGAGGUGAGGAGAUAUUUGAUUUUGAGAUUUGAGAAGCUGUUUGCCUGCAAGUUUAUCACAAACGCCUUCGAGUGCCGGGACUACGUCGAGGAUGUGAGGAGGCAGUGCCGGGACUACGUGGAGGACGUGAGGAGGCAGUGCUGGGACAACGUGGAGGAUGUGAGGAGGGAGUGCUGGGACGACGUGGAGGAUGUGAGGAGGGAGGUGAGCGUGCUUGAGACGCUAAGGGGCCAUCCGUUUGUGGUGUCGAUCGUUGAGACCAUGGAAGAUGAAGAUGAGGUGCACAUAGUGAUGGAGCUGUGUGCGGGAGGAGAGCUCUUCGAUCACAUUCUCGACCGCAAGUACUACGGGGAGAGGCAGGCCGCGCGGGUCAUUCGCUCCGUGGUGGAGGUUCUGGCCUACUGCCAAGCACGAGGGAUCGUGCACCGGGACUUAAAGCCCGAGAACAUUCUGCUCGUGUCGAAGAGGAGUGAUACAAGGGUUAAAGUGAUUGACUUCGGCAUGGCGUGCAUCUUGAAAUCGGGCGAGCGCUGCAAGCUGAGGGCAGGAACGCCCAACUACAUUGCUCCAGAAGUGAUAGCGAAGAACUACGGAGCAGAGGCGGACGUGUGGAGUGCGGGGGUGAUCCUGUAUGUGCUGCUGUGCGGGCUGCCGCCCUUCUGGGGGGACACCACAGAGGACGUGUUCAAGAGCAUCCUGUGGCAGGAGCUCGACUUCGAGACAGAGCCAUGGCCCGUGGUCAGCACCGCUGCCAAGGACCUCGUUCGCCGCAUGCUGUGCCGCAAGUAUGAGCGGCGGAUUACUGUCGCCGAGAUUCUGAGGGACACCACAGAGGACGUGCUGAAGAGCAUCCUGUGGCAGGGGCUGGAUUUCGAGACGGAGCCUUGGCUGGUUGUGAGCACUGCUGCCAGGGACUUGGAGGGCGGGGGGGUGAGAGACACCACAGAGGACGUGUUCAAGAGCAUCCUGUGGCAGGAGCUGGCUCUUGACGCCCAGCCCUGGCCCGUUGAGCUCGACUUUGACGCCGAGCCAUGGCCGGUGGUUAGCACUGAACCGAACCGCACUGAACCACCGAGGAGGAGGGGCGGGUUCAAGAGCAUCCUGUGGCAGGAGCUCAACUUCGACACCCAGCCCUGGCCCGUUGUGAGCACCGAACCGAAUCGCACUGAGCCACAGAGGAGGGGCGGGUUCAAGAGCAUAUUGUGGCAGGAGCUCGACUUUGACACCCAGCCCUGGUCCGUUGAGCUCGACUUUGACACCCAGCCCUGGCCCGUGGUUAGCACCGCUGGCAAGGACUUGGUCAGACGGAUGCUGUGCCGCAAGUAUGAGCCAACUGUUGCUGAGAUUCUCAGAUCUCUCUCAUUCUCCCUCUUCGUUUCCUCUCUCAUUUUCUCUGUCAUUCCCUCUUCAUUCCCUCUUCAUUCCCUCUUCAUUCCCUCUCCCAUUCCCUCUCUCAUUCCCUCUUCUGUUCCCAACAGAACACCCAUGGAUUAA
Messenger RNA from Closterium sp. NIES-65, 2958 nucleotides. Lineage: Eukaryota; Viridiplantae; Streptophyta; Zygnematophyceae; Desmidiales; Closteriaceae. The record is from the annotation of a GenBank genome assembly.